This is a messenger RNA of Dovyalis caffra, 684 nucleotides long. NCBI's taxonomy places the organism in Eukaryota, Viridiplantae, Streptophyta, Magnoliopsida, Malpighiales, Salicaceae. The record is from the annotation of a GenBank genome assembly.
AUGAUCAAUAUCAAGAAGCUCAUCAAAUUGGCAAGGAAAUGGCAGAAACUGGCUGCUAUCAAGAGAAGAAGAAUCACACUUCCACGACCCAUUGGGAGAACAGAUACUAGCAGUUGUAGCACAUCAUCAACAGCUGAGAAGGGUCAUUUUGUGGUAUACUCUGCCGAUCAGAAACGCUUUCCGCUUCCUCUGGAUUAUCUUAACCAUGAGAUUGUCAGAGAGCUGCUCAUAAUUGCAGAAGAAGAAUUUGGAUUACCUAGUAAUGGGCCUCUAACAUUGCCUUGUGAUUCAGACCUUAUGGAAUAUGUGUUUUCUUUGAUCAAUUCCCAUGUUACUAGAGAUGUAGAGAAGGCGUUACUGAUAUCUUUCUCCUUAGUUUACAACACAGCAGCAAUACAUUCUAAGAUGAUCAGUGCCAAGAAGCUUAUUAAGUUGGCAAAGAAAUGGCAGAAGCUGGCUGCUAUCAGGAGGAGAAGAAUUACAUUACCACAAGCAAUUGAGAGCGUAGAUUCGAACAGUUGCAGGACAUCAGCAGCAGUUGAGAAAGGCCAUUUUGUGGUAUACUCUGCUGAUCAGAAAUGCUUUGUGCUCCCUCUUGAAUAUCUAAACUGUCACAGCGCUACUCAAACUGGCAGAAGAAGAGUUUGGAUUGUCGCACAAUCCACCUCUCACAUUGCCAUGUGA